AUGGGCAAUGUCUGGACACACAGUGAGAGAGAGAGCAGUGAUUACAUACAUAGGGGAAUGUUAAAUCGACCCUCCGUUCCAAGCCCUCGUCAUCGACCCCCUCCGUUCCCAGCCCUCAUCAUCGACCCCCUCCGUUCCCAGCCCUCAUCAUCGACCCCCUCCGUUCCCAGCCCUCAUCAUCGACCCCCUCCGUUCCCAGCCCUCAUCAUCGACCCCCUCCGUUCCCAGCCCUCAUCAUCGACCCCCUCCGUUCCCAGCCCUCAUCAUCGACCCCCUCCGUUCCCAGCCCUCAUCAUCGACCCCAAAUGA
This is a messenger RNA of Physcomitrium patens, 309 nucleotides long. Lineage: Eukaryota; Viridiplantae; Streptophyta; Bryopsida; Funariales; Funariaceae. The record is from RefSeq and is a predicted model, not a curated record.